AUGAAUACGUCCCCCAACUUCUAUUGGGGACCCGCGGCGGAAACCGCCCAGCCUCCCGCCGUGGCUCCCGCUACUUACCCACCUAUACCCUACUCUGAUUUCCCGCGGCCAGUACGACCCCUAACCGUUCUAGACAUGCCUACUCCGGGCUCCCGUCAAGCACCAAAGACGUUUAAGGGUGCCUACUACGAAAUCGAGCGAUUCCUAGAGCACUACGACCGAUUAGUGCGGCAGUACAAUGUGAAGAGUGGACGAGACAAGUGUCGUAACAUCAUUCAGUACUGCUCGCAACACAUAGGAGAAUUCAUCAUGUCCACGCGGGAAUAUGCUAAGAACGAUUGGGAAGGCCUCCGUACCGCGCUACUCAAGUACUACAAUGCCGACAAAGUACAUUCAAAAUACAAACCCUCCGACGUAGUAGCGUUCGUGACCAAGACACAGAAGCGGCGCGUGGAAAACCUCACACAAUGGAAUCAAUACUUCACGCGCUUCGUCAGCCGCGCGGGUCAGCUAGCCAACGCUCAGAAGCUGUCCGAUCAAGACGAGGCAGCAUACUUCUGGUUGGGAAUUCACCCCGCACUACGAGAAAUCUUUGAAAAUCGCAUACUGGCCAAGCGACCGGAGCACGACCUAGAAGAAGCCUACCCCAUCGCCCUAGUCUGCAGCAUCGCGGAGGAAUACUUUCAACGACAAAAGUUCACGACAAUGCGACUUGACGCAGAG
Molecule: messenger RNA, 723 nt
Organism: Schizophyllum commune H4-8
Lineage: Eukaryota; Fungi; Basidiomycota; Agaricomycetes; Agaricales; Schizophyllaceae
Exons: 1
Source: RefSeq, a predicted model, not a curated record